Molecule: messenger RNA, 2957 nt
Organism: Periconia digitata
Lineage: Eukaryota; Fungi; Ascomycota; Dothideomycetes; Pleosporales; Periconiaceae
Source: the annotation of a GenBank genome assembly
UACAUUUUCCUAUUUCUGUCUCUUGACUCUUCUGUUCGGCACACCAUGAAAAGGAUAGAGUCGGUGUUCAGCUUUGCGCUGCUAAUCUCGACAACAGUCUUUGCCGAUCCCGCCCUGGAUCUCAACAAUCACAAUGUCGGUCCCAGUAUAAUCGGAAAGAGAGUCGAGGACUUGAUAUAUGGAGCUACAGACGAAGUUACUCGGGUCAGUCGUGAGAGAAGAGGUGCUUUGGAUGUUCCUGCUGUUGCUGCCGUGGGUAACAGCGAAGGCCUAUCCCCUGGAAUUGCGCAAAGCCAGGGAGGAGUGGAUGUCGGCUCGCUGGUCACUGGUGCCGGUCAAGGCCAAAGUCAGAACCAGCCAGGCGCAGGCAUUGAUGCAGCAUCUCUGGCUGGUGGUCAACAAGGGAGCAAUGGUCCGGCAAAUCCUCCUCCCGGACAAGGACAAACGCUACAAGGCGCCGGAGGAAUCGAUGCCAACGCCAUCAUCAACAAUCUACCUGGAGCUCAACAGGGGAAUGGCCAAGGAACUGCGAAUGGUCAGUCCCAGGGCUCGGCUGACCUGCUUGCUAUUGUUGGAUCGCAACAGGAUAAAGGACCUAGUUCGGGCUUAGAUGCGAAUCAGCUGUUGAACAAUCUUGGCUCUCAAGGUCAAAACCAAAGACAAGGACAAGGAUCCCAACAAGGAGGCCAGUCUGUUUCGCAAAUUGGAUCCGAUAUCACGAAUCAACUUCUGAAUGAACAGGGCCAAAGCCUUGACUCCAUUCUCAAUGGCAUUGCAGGGGGGCAAAGCGGAAAUAACCAAGGUCAGGGAAAGGGCGCAGGAAUCGGCGGUGCUGGAGCUAUUGAGGGCGGCAAGGCUGGAGGGAAAGGUGGCCAGGCUGCUGCUAAUGCGCCAGAAGCUACCAACGUUAUGGAACAGAGCGCCAAUGCCACUACUAUAAUCAUGGAAUCUUCCGUAUCCUUUUCUCUUCUUGGCUCCACAGCUACUCCUGGUAUGAGUACCGCUGCUGAAAGGAGCCCUCCACCAGCCGAGCAAACUAUCCCCUCUACCGAGAAAAGCACUUCACCUGCUAAGGAAACCGCACCACCCGCUGAGAAAACUCAGCCGCCUGCUGAGGAGACCGCGCCACCUGCUGAGAAGAGUUCCUCCGCAGAGAAGCCCGCACCACCUGCUGAGAAGAGUUCCCCCGCAGAGAAGCCUGCACCAUCUGCCGAGAAGAGUUCCCCAGCCGCUGAAAAGCCUGCGCCUGCCGCACCCAUCACUGUAUCUGCCCAACCAGGUUCUGGAGGAGAAGUCUCAAAUGCCACAAGCUCAGCCAAGGCCGCACCUGUCAAUUCCGCGACGUUAACCACUGAUGGUCUGGUUGCCACAACUACCACAAGCAAAGCUGCGGGUGGUGUCACUGUUUCUGCGGGUGUGGGUGCUGGUGGAGAAGGGAAAGGCAGUGCCGGUAAUGCUACUAGCGUUGCUAAAUCAGCUGGAACAGCUCCACCCGCAGGUGUUACUGUUAUCGCUGGCGGAGGGAAAGGCUCAGGAGCGUCAAAUUCGACAAAAGCUGCUAGCAGCUCGGCUGCAGUCGACUCAGCUACGUUGACCAAGGAUAGUCUCGUCGCAGCAACCACCACCAGUAAAGCAUCAGGUGGAUUCAUCGUUCUGGAAGGCACAGGGAAAGCAGGAAAUCUCACGAUUGCGCAAGGAGGUGGUGCAGCUGCCACACCUAUCACGGUCGUUGCCAACAACAGCACUGGAGCUGGAGGGGCUGCGCAAACAACCAGCAAGAGCUCUACUGUUAAAAUAGACUCCGCAACAUUAACUCCAGACGGCUUGAUCAAGACUACGACUACAAGUGCUGCUGGGAGUGCAGUUUCAGUCAUCGCUGGCGGCGGAUCCAAAAACGGUACCGCUAACGCCAACGCCUCCACGUGUAACUGCAAAUGCAUGUGUCCAGCUGGCUCAUUCCCCAUGGCAGCUCCUCGUGCUCAACCAUUCCAGUUGGGCGACAUUGGAUCCAUGGCUUCUCGUCCCUCCGCAUCGACACUGGCCACCCAAGCGUCUCCCCCAGGAGCAGCCGUCACUGUCAGCGCAGGAGGGAGCCCACCUCCCAACGCACCAUCUGCCGCCGUUUCCUCCUCUUCAGCGGCCCCCAUCAACUCCGCAACCCUAACAACAGGUGGCCUCGUGGGCUCCACGACCGUAUCCACAGCCGGCGCCGGCGUCACCGUGUCAGCAAGUUCCGCCUCAGAAGCUGCUUCUAGCUCUGCGUCGAGUGUUGCAUCUAGUUCAGGUGAAGCACCAGCCACUACACAAGCUCCACCAGAAGCUCAAUCGCAAGUCUCAUCCGAACCCGUCUCAUCCAGCGCAACUCUCCAGCAGAACAGACUCCCAUUCGACAUUUCUUCGUUUUCGCUGGAGAGCAAAGUCACUGUCAAUCUUGGCAAACGGGCAAAAGCCACUGGUGCAGAGAGACGAAGGAAAGUCUUUUAGGAAAAUGAUUACUUGUUCAAUCGCGCAAAAAAGGGGAAUCUUCAACAAGUAAUAGCAGAGAUUUCGGCCCAUUCGAAUGAAGCAGAGUGUCAAGAGAGUAGUGGUGGCCGGUGGGGUAGCGUGUGGGUGGGCUAGAUGCUUUGUGUCCAUUUCUGUUGCUGAUCCAGGACAAAAAAGAAACUCAAACCACACAGCCUCUCUAUACCCUUUUCUAUAUUGUUUACUUAUCUACAUCCCUUCUCUCCCUUCCUCUGUCUCUCUGUUCCUAUCCCCUACCAUCUUUGUGUACGUCAGCUAUUCCCAUUUGCGUUACUACCACUUACUCUCUCGCUGUAUAUAUUAAUGAUCCUGUUGUUAUUUAUUUGUUAUGCUUCGCCUACCCAAAUCCUAGCCCUUUCGCUUUUCCAGCUUCCCCUUUUAAUCUCUUGUUUGAGCGAUUAUCGAGGAUGAUGAACAUGAAAAUGUUUCUUGUU